Rhea pennata is the source of this 1688-nucleotide messenger RNA. RefSeq names its product lipocalin-15-like. Lineage: Eukaryota; Metazoa; Chordata; Aves; Rheiformes; Rheidae. Gene Ontology annotation, molecular function: small molecule binding. Bases 982 to 1533 code for a protein of 183 amino acids. The record is from RefSeq and is a predicted model, not a curated record. The transcript is spliced from 7 exons.
CCCACCACAGGCUGGCCUCGUUCCCUCCGGCCAGCCCCUGGGUGGGCAGGAGCAAGCACAGCCAGUGCCAAUGCAGGGCUCAAGCUGGCUCCAGAGGGCAGGACUGAUCUGAGCACCCGAUCAGCAGCUAGAGAGAGCUGGCAGGACAGGACCCACUGUACCCUUACUGCCUGGCAAUGGCAAGGUGAAACCUGCUCUUGUGCCCAAGGGUCAGGACAUGCUGGAGAUGGGAGCAUCACCUGCCAUCUGCCAUGGGCUCCCUCAGUCACCCUUAGCAAUUACUGCAUCCCUACCUCAGUUUCCCCUCCAGAUAGUUCCUAUCCCCACCACAGAUUGCUGUGGUGGGGAUAGGGCAGGAGCUAGGUAAUUGCAGGAGGUCUCAGAGCUGGUAGAGAGGAUGGACAUGAACCAGAGUGACUGCUCUAAGGGGCUGAUGUGGCUCAGCCCUGGCCACUUGCAUGGUCCCCCUGCCAUGAACCCAGGCCCUCAGAGGUGCUUUCAGGAGCAGGGCCAGUGCCCAUGGCCAGGAGGCCACCCUAUCCCAGUAGGCAGUGGCAAGACCCUGGGCUAAAGCACUGGCCUAACCAAACUCUGCCUUGAUGCAAGAUUCAGCCCUGGCCAGGCAGACCCCCAGAGUCAGGGAAACCCCAGCUGGGAGGGGAGCAAUGGGGACCCUCCCAUACGCAGCACCCUCUUUGCCCAUGUCCUCGCCCUCUUUGGACACCCCAGUGCGCACAGGGAACUGCCCAGUCCCUGACUUGCUCGUUGGGUCUCAUCCAAGACUACAUUCAUUCAGGACUGGGCAAUUAGACCUGGAAGGGGCCAAUGCUGUCACCUAACACUCACACAAAUUAUCCCUGCUCUUGUAUAACCUGUUGCAUAAAGCAGGGGUUUGCAGGGGGAGGUGCUGGUAGAGGGGUAUAAAGGUGGGUAUGGGAAGAGGCAGGUCCAUCCAGCCCACAUUCAGCUUCCUGAGCGAGGAUGAAGGCUGUGCGGUCAAGCUUGGUAUUAGCCCUGCUCUGCCUGCUACAGGUGCAGGCUGAGAUCCCUGUGCAGCUGGGCUUCGACCCUGAGAAGUUUGUAGGGACAUGGCACGUCAUGGCUGCUGUUUCCAACUGCCCUGUGUUCCUGAGCAUGAAGGAUAAGAUGAAGUCGUCCAUCACCGUCUUUAGCUUCACACCUGAGGGCAACCUCGCUAUGAAAGCAUUUUUCCCUGUGGCAGAUGAAUGCAAAAAAGCUGAGCUUCUCUUCCAGCAACAUGAGCAGGCAGGGCACUACACCAGCACAGCAGCAGAAGGAAAGCAGGACCUGCGUGUGAUGGAGACCGACUAUGAUCACUACGCAAUUGUGUACAUUAUCAGGAAGAAUGACAGGGAGCCCAGCAACACACUGCAGCUCUACACCCGGGGGCAGGAUGUGAGUCCCCAGCUCCUGAAGAAGUUUAAGGAGCUCUAUCCCACCAUGGGCUUUACUGAGGACAUGCUGGUGGUCAUGCCAAAGUCAGAUGAGUGCAUCCAGGCUGCCAGCAGCUGAAGGUAGAUGAAUGCCCUCCAGACCUUGUGGAAACUAGGCUCUGCUCCGCUCCUCCAUGGUGCCCUUUCCCUUCCUCCCUGGCUGAGGUCUGCCAGACCUGCUGCUCCCAUCUGGAACACACUCCUCUCUCCUAAAUAAACAGAUUCAGAAGCUUU